This is a messenger RNA of Sinocyclocheilus rhinocerous, 702 nucleotides long. RefSeq names its product protein MANBAL-like. Gene Ontology annotation, cellular component: membrane. The record is from RefSeq and is a predicted model, not a curated record. The coding region runs from base 145 to 429 and encodes 94 amino acids. Lineage: Eukaryota; Metazoa; Chordata; Actinopteri; Cypriniformes; Cyprinidae. The transcript has 3 exons.
CCCAGUAGCGCCAUACGUAUCUCUUCUAGCCUUAACCCGGAUGUGUUUAUCCCUAUCCUAACUCUGACAACAAACGGAAAAAGUCUGCCGUUUCUUUUUUAGUAAUCAUCAAUUUUCCACAACACAGAAAAGGCUACGAUUUAUAUGUCCAGUCAGCUCCGCAGCAUGUCCGCGGAUCUGGAUCUUUCUCCUCCGGAGGUUCCUGAACCCACUUUCUUCGAGAGCCUCCUGCGUUAUGGAUUAUUUCUAGGGGCCAUUUUUCAGCUCAUCUGUAUUUUAGCAAUAAUCAUACCUACAUCCAAGAGCCACGAACAGAUGGAGACGCCGGAGCCGGCUGACGCUCGCAGCUCGGAGCAGAACCGAAAGCCAAAGGGACCCGUUCAACAAAUCCGGCAGAAACUGAAAAAGGAGAGCAAGAAGAAGAGAUAGAGAGUGUGUGAGACUGAACAGUGACCGUGUGUGUGUGUGUGACAAACUCACUAAUGAUGGAUUGACUUACAGCAUUAGAGGACGUGGAUUGAACAAGAUCAGCCAUUAGAUCUUCUGGUUUGAGUUUGGGGUUUGCCAUGUCUUUCAAAACUGUGUUUGUAUGUCAUGUAUGUAUCAUUGUUUUUGAGUAGUCUUUGAUUUGAUUUUUUAUGCCAAUUUCAAGUACAUUGAUAUGAAUAAACUGAUGACCAUUUUUCUGCUUGUUUCUUUCUG